AUGGCGGAGGGUGGUGGGCGGCGGGACGGGCCCGAUUUGCGUUCUAAAGCAGCCAUCUUGCGCUGGAUUGGGGCCGAUCCAGGCCACCGCGCAAAGCUGGAUAAACUAAAGCUGCCGGACGACUGUACGGUGCCCGAGUAUGGGCCCAUCUAUCUCGGACACGAUGGCCCGCGAGGAAAAUGGUGCUGUCGAGCCUGCGGGAAAACAUCUUCGACCAAAACCAAGAUUUGGCAUCAUCUUGGUUCGGGCUUGCUCUCUCCUGCAAGAGCCAUCUGCCCAUGGCUGCACCUCACCAACGAUUACGAUCGCUUCGUGAUGUUACCACCCAAGUCGGACGCCCCAAAGACAGCGCAGCACACAGCGGGCACCACUCUGCCCCACCCCCAGAUGACGGGAUCUAGUCCCACCGAACCUAACAACAAGAGAGCUCGACGUCAUCCCGUGCCACCACCCCAGCUCAUGUUGCCUCCGUCGCAAGUUACACUGGCUGCCACCACAGCCUCGACAGCCCAGUCAUCGAUACCCUCGCGGCCCACGCUCCUGUCCUUGUCAUUUUUGGAACAGCAGCGGCAGCAGCAACAGCCGUCGUCCACCGCCCAAGCAACACGAUCUCUAGCACAGCGGCGGCAUUCAUCAACACAAGAUGCCAACCACACAACAGCCUUGCAGGAAGCUGCUGCAGAGAUACAAAAUGUUCGAUCCAAUCUGGACGGUGUGGCGCGACAGUUGCAGGACAUGCUCAAAGCACUGGGCACUAUGCAAGGGCGGCUGGCUGCCGUGGAACGGAAGCUUCAUCUAUAG
Molecule: messenger RNA, 801 nt
Organism: Monosiga brevicollis MX1
Lineage: Eukaryota; Choanoflagellata; Craspedida; Salpingoecidae
Exons: 3
Coding region: 1-801 (266 amino acids)
Source: RefSeq, a predicted model, not a curated record